AUGAACAAUGCCAUCAAUCAGAAUGCUAUUCCCAGAUUUGGGGCAUUGAAACGAGAUCCAACCUUUAAGAACACAUUCAACUAUUGCUUGUAUAAGUGUGUCACAGUAGUUGAAUUUGAAACCAAUUGGAGAUCAAUGCUGCAACAAUAUGAGCUGAUAGGGGAAGAGUGGUUUACAAAUGUAUACAAUUUGAGAGAAAAAUGGUGCCCUGCCCUAAGCAAAGAUUUCUUUUCAGAUGGGAUUUUGUCUUCCCAACGAAGUGAAAGCACUAAUCACGCCAUCGGAUUUAGAGCAAACAGAACAACAAGUUUAACUGAUUUCUAUAGGUUGUUCAAAGGAACAAUACAACGUUGGAGAAAAGUUUACACGUUGUCACUAUUCAGAGACUUUGAGGAGGAAUUUGGAUAUUCAAUUGCAACAACAGCAAAAUUAAUUUGGAAACAAGGUAAUACUGAGUUCUAUGUUGUGUCCAUUGAUGAGGGACCUUGGUCUGCACAGAGAGUAACAUACAUCCACGAGAGCCAGGCAGUAUCAUGUACGUGUAAAAACUUUGAAGCUUCGGGAUGGUUGUGCUACCACUGCAUUAGGAUAUUGCACCUUCAUUCGGUUAACCGGAUUCCAGAAUAG
Molecule: messenger RNA, 627 nt
Organism: Spinacia oleracea (spinach)
Lineage: Eukaryota; Viridiplantae; Streptophyta; Magnoliopsida; Caryophyllales; Amaranthaceae
Product: protein FAR1-RELATED SEQUENCE 3-like
Exons: 4
Coding region: 1-627 (208 amino acids)
Molecular function (GO): zinc ion binding
Source: RefSeq, a predicted model, not a curated record